Molecule: messenger RNA, 834 nt
Organism: Paracoccidioides brasiliensis Pb18
Product: mRNA export factor
Exons: 2
Coding region: 1-834 (277 amino acids)
Biological process (GO): RNA export from nucleus; transcription-dependent tethering of RNA polymerase II gene DNA at nuclear periphery
Cellular component (GO): nuclear pore
Molecular function (GO): RNA binding; ubiquitin binding
Source: RefSeq, a predicted model, not a curated record
AUGGCGCUUUUCGGCACGGCAACAACUUCCACGGCCGUCUCCAACACCGCUGGAGACCUCUCGAAAGAUGUGGCUCUCACCUCCCCCCCCGAAGACAGUAUUUCCGAUCUUGCCUUCUCGUCGGUGAGCGAUCAUCUUGCCGUCGCCUCAUGGGAUAAGAAAGUUCGCAUAUACGAGAUCAACGAGCAGGGCCAGAGCGAGGGCAAGGCCCUUUUUGAACACGAAGCACCGGUCUUGAAUUGCUGCUGGUCGCCUGAUGGUACCAAGGUCGUUGGUGCCGGUGUCGACAAGGCUGCGCGCAUGCUCGACCUCCAGGCAAACGCAACAUCUCCUGUCCAAGUGGCCGCCCACGACGCCCCCAUCAGAUGCUGUGCCAUGAUACAAAACCCAGGAAACUCCUCCCAGCCCCUCCUAGUAACAGGUUCAUGGGACAAAACCGUCAAAUUCUGGGACUUGCGCCAAUCGAUGCCAAUCGGCACGCUCGAAUGUCAAGAACGUGUCUAUACCAUGGACGUGAAAAAUAAGCUCCUAGUAAUCGGCACAGCAGACCGCUACAUCAACAUCGUCAACCUCGACCAGCCCACUAAGUUCUACAAGACAAUGCAGUCGCCACUGAAAUACCAGACGCGCGUCGUGAGCUGCUUCACCGACGCGACGGGGUUUGCCAUGGGCAGCAUCGAGGGCCGCUGCGCCAUUCAGUACGUCGAGGAUAAAGACUCUAGCUCGAACUUUAGCUUCAAGUGCCACCGUGAGAGUCCUGCCAAUACGCGGGAUGUUAGUAAUGUCUACUCUGUCAAACUCGAUCGCGUUUCAUCCUGUGCACGGCACGUUUAG